This is a messenger RNA of Arvicanthis niloticus (Nile rat), 567 nucleotides long. The record is from RefSeq and is a predicted model, not a curated record. Lineage: Eukaryota; Metazoa; Chordata; Mammalia; Rodentia; Muridae.
AUGUUUGGAGUGAGGCCCAACAGCACCAACGCCAACCCUGGACCCAAUCCUGCCAUGCACCCUCAACUUCAACUAGACCAGCCUGCUGAACCCAUCAUGGAAUGUCCUAUCCAGCCUUCCAGCGACUCCUCCACAAGGCCAGGACAUCCUGAGUUUUCACCCACCAGCCUGCUUGGCUCCCCUCUCCUGGACAUGCCCCGGGACCUGGUAGUCAUCGAGCCUGGAUGCUUCAGUGCUUCGGUAAGAGACAGGGAGAGCUUGCAAAAUGCCUCUCACUCAGGGAUGCCAUGGAUGAAGGCUCCAGCUGGCCUGCUCCCAGGGCUUCAUCUCUCAUCUUCUUCAUUUCAGGGUCAAGUCCCAGAUGGCCUGAGUCCUUCAGUCUCUCCUAGUGCAGAGGGAUAUGAUCCAUGGUCCAACUGGAGCCUCCAAAGAAGCAUGCUGGAGCCUCUUCCAGACUCACCACUGCAGCCUCUUUUUCCAUUUCCUCCAAGUCACCAAGAACAGUGCCCUCCGAGUCCUGUGAGACCUGCUUGCCCUCUAUGCAAGGCCAGGAGGCGCCUCUUCUAG